AUCGAGAUCACCCUGGUUUUAUUAAAAGAUGAUGAAUUGCAGCUCUCCGAAACUGUCUAUCGAAAAGGCCGAGAUGAGCUUAUGUGGGUGAUUUUGCAAUAUGUAGCCGUAUACAUAGCACGAAUAACAAAAGAAGAAAUGGUACGAAUUGCCGAAAUUUACAACUUACUCUACAGGUAUGGACAUUUUGACGCUGAUUCGUAA
Gongylonema pulchrum is the source of this 204-nucleotide messenger RNA. The record is from the annotation of a GenBank genome assembly. NCBI's taxonomy places the organism in Eukaryota, Metazoa, Nematoda, Chromadorea, Rhabditida, Gongylonematidae.